UCAAACUGUACACUCGGCAUCGUUCCCGUAGAACCGUGACCACCGGAGCACGUAAAGAUCCACGAAAAAAACGGGGCGCAACAAUCAAACAGAAAUUUGCCCGCCGAUAACGCAAGAAUUAUCGGGACGUUGCCGGUUGUGGCCGAUAAUCCCCGGAAUACGGAAGAGCCUGUUUUGUAAACCAUCGGAAUCGGAACGCACGAAUCGAGGGAAUUACGUGAAUGAACCACAGCAUCCGGUCGCUGCACAUCGCAAUCACAUCCGUGCUUCUACAACAGCACGGCCGCCGUUCAUGGUGUUCCGCCGCGAGAAUCCGACAUGUCCAACCCAAAAACUACACAAUGAACGCCAAGGGAACAUCGGUACCCGCCGGUCCUGAUCAGUGUCACAGAGCGCAACGGCCACCUGUUGCCUAUCAGGACGCUAAUCGUCGAUGGCAACAGAUCAAGAACGAACAGGACAGUUCUUACGAUGAGACAACACCGACCAAGCGGAAGAAGCGUAAAGAAAGUUUCGAGUUUACGCUGAUGAGCUACAACAUUCUGGCGCAGGAUUUGCUCGACGGUCACCUGAUGGAGCUGUACCGCAAUCACGAUCCGAGAUCGCUGCCAUGGCAACAGCGGUUGAAACGGUUGCUCACCGAGAUCCACCACAUCCGACCGGACGUCCUCUGUGUGCAGGAGCUCCAGCAAAACCACAUCAAGCGAUUUGCCAAUGGAUUGGCCGAUUUCCGGUACGAGAUGCUGUACAAGAAGCGUACCGGUGGCGUGAAAACCGAUGGCUGUGCCGUGUUCUUUCGGAGCGAUCUGUUCGAGCUGAUCGACCAUCACGAGGUGGAGUUCUUUCAACCGAAGGUUAACAAACUAAACCGGGACAAUGUGGCCAUCAUCGCGAAGCUGGCAUUAAAGCAUAGCCCACAGACGAGGCUCGUCGUGUCGACGACGCAUCUGCUGUUCAAUCCAUCCCGACAGGAUGUACGAUUGGCCCAGAUACAGGUACUGCUGGCCGAGCUCGAUCGGUUCUCGUACAGUGGCCAAACGGUGAACGGUGUUCCGCAGUACGAUCCCGUGCUGCUCUGUGGUGACUUUAAUCUGCAACCCUUCACCGCCCCGUACCGGCUGAUGAUGAAAGGAUCACUGCGCUACGAUCAACUUGCGUCCCGUACGCUAGAAUGCCAGAACCAAGAGGAGCAGCAUUGCCGUGAGCCUACCGGCAAGCUAUUUCUACCCCGUUGGCUGGGUAUUACCGAUCGCUGCCAGCACGAGGGGCUGAAAGAUCGUGAGACGACUCAUCCGAACAUGGUGCCACCAUCUGACCGGACACGGCUCCAUCACUCCACAAAGUCUACCGAACAACCCGAAGAUCCUGCAGCACAGGCGGCCCAUGAACCACCGAGUGACGAAUUUUCCUCCGGCACGCUUAACCACCAUUUCGUGUUCCACUCGGCGUACCAUCACGGGAAGGAAGCGGAGAUAUCGAACGAGAACAACCCGACCGCCACCACGUUCCAGGAACGUUGGAUCACGGUGGACUAUCUGCUCUACACACCGUUCCGCUCGAUUGCCGAGUGCUGCCCAUCGCUUCCGAACUGGAACCUCGAGCUGCUCGCUACGUACAGUCUGCCAACGGUAGCGCAGUGCCGGCGGUACAUCCGCCACAUCCCGAGCCGUUUCUACGGUUCGGAUCACUUCUCACUAGCCGGCCGCUUUCGGUUAACCACACCGGCUACGGAGCAGAAUGAUCAACAGCGUUAGCCUUGCCUUAUCGGUUGCGGAUGUGUUUUCACUGUUAAUCCAAGCAACCCAGUUGCCCUCCCCAAAGACAUCAAAUGUACGACAAGCAAGAGCGCGGGCUAUAAAAGAUUUCCAAUGAUCCUGACCA
This is a messenger RNA of Anopheles aquasalis, 1881 nucleotides long. It is a transcript of the gene angel, whose product is annotated as protein angel. Gene Ontology annotation, molecular function: 3'-5'-RNA exonuclease activity. Lineage: Eukaryota; Metazoa; Arthropoda; Insecta; Diptera; Culicidae. The record is from RefSeq and is a predicted model, not a curated record.